AUCUGGAAGCCGAAUCUAGAGACCAGACAAAUGGCCGUCUCCAGCUGAGAGUUGGAAUGUUUUCGUCCGAGCUGCGGCUGAUAAGCGAGCGCGAGAGAUAAGUGUCGAGGGCCGCGGGCAAAGAGCAGGCAAGACAGUCAUCGGACACGGCCGCCCGGACCAGAUGGCAGCGAGCGCGUGCUGAGAGAACUGCGCAAUGUCGACGCACAAGCCCGGCGGCCAGCCCGGCCGCAAGCGGGUGCAGGUGUCGUUCGUGAUCCGGGACGAGGUGGAGAAGUGCCACCGGUCGGGCGUCAACUCGCUGCAGUUGGACCCGCACCAGCAGCGCCUCUUCUCCGCCGGCCGCGACUCCAUCAUCCGAAUAUGGGACACCAAGAAACUCCAGGACCCCUACGUCCAGUCCAUGGAACACCACACCGACUGGGUCAACGACAUCGUCCUCUGCUGCGGCGGAAAAAACCUUAUUUCGGCGAGCUCGGACACGACUGUGAAGGUAUGGAACGCGCACAAGGGCUUCUGCAUGUCGACCCUGCGCACCCACAAAGACUAUGUGAAGGCGCUGGCGUACGCCAAGGACAAGGAGCAGGUGGCGUCGGCCGGCUUCGACAGGGCCAUCUUCCUGUGGGACGUGAACACCUUGACGGCGCUGACGGCCAGCAACAACACGGUGACCACCUCCUCGCUGACCGGCAACAAGGACUCAAUUUACAGUCUGGCCAUGAACUCGUCCGGCACCGUGCUGGUCAGCGGCAGUACGGAGAAGAUCCUCAGAGUCUGGGACCCCAGGUCGUGUGGCAAGCUGAUGAAGCUCAAGGGCCACACGGACAACAUCAAGGCGCUGGUGCUGAGCCGCGACGGCACGCAGUGCCUGUCCGGCAGCUCGGACGGCACAAUCAAAUUGUGGUCCAUCGGCCAGCAGCAGUGCGUCGCCACCAUCAAUUGCCACACGGACGGCGUCUGGGCGCUUCAAGCGCCUGACUCGUUCAACUACGUCAUUUCUGGCGGCCGAGACCGCAGAGUAUACGCCACAGACCUGAAACAGACUGAAAGGAGCGUUCUGGUCUGUGAGGAGGAGUUGUCCGUUUUGAAGGUGGUCACCACUCCAGACCAGCAGUCCAUGUGGGUGGCCACUGCAGAUUCAACCAUCAGAAAUUGGAAACUGCCUGUAAAAGAUGGUAAGCUGUUAGACGAGGAUGGUGAGGAAGCGGACAAGGGCAGCGGGCAGCGGAGGGCAAAGUUCUCGGAGCCUGAGCACGAGAUCAAAGGCGGCCCGGCCAUAAUCGAGUACCACGUGCUGAACGACAAGAGGCACGUGCUGACAAAGGACACAGAAGGCUGCGUGUGUCUGUACGACGUGCUGCGUGCGAAGCAGGUGUCCAUGCUCGGCCGCACAGACUUCAACAACGAAGUGACCGAGCGCUCCAAGAAGCGGGUCUACGUGCCCAACUGGUUCAACGUCGACCUCAAGACUGGGAUGUUGACCAUCCACUUGUGUCAAGAGGAAAACGACUGUUUCUCAGCGUGGGUGUCGGCGCGAGAGGCUGGUUUCUCUCAGUUUGAGUCGCCAGACUCAGUCGACCAAAAAGUCAAUUACGGCUCUCUACUUCUGCAAGCGUUACUGGAGCACUGGUGGCGUCCGAACGGAGAAGAGGACCUGGAGGGCGCCAAUGGUGAUGCCCACUCAGGCCAUCAGGGCGGCAACGACUUUUUCCAGGUGCCGCCGCACACGCCCCUCAUUUUUAGUGAGGUUGGAGGGCGCACCCUGUACAGACUGCUAGUGAAGGACGCGGGAGGCGAAACGGAAGGCCUGCUGCUCAACGAAACCGUGCCACAGUGGGUGGUUGACAAGAACCUGCCCAAGUUCAUCAAAAUUCCUUUCUUCCUCCAGCCGCAUCCCUCUUCUGGCAUCAAAAGUGUCAAAAAGGAGCGGCUGAUAGCUAACGAUUUUAUCCAGAUCCGCAAGGUGGCCGAGCACGUGCUGGAAAAGGUGCUGAACGCGGAGGUUCCCGCGUCAGGGGCUGCGUCGGCGGCGCAGAACGGGCCUAACAGCUCGGACCUGGGCGCCGCCGCCGCGAGCCACUCGGACCCUUCGACGCCGCCGGAGGCUCGCGUCGAGCUGCUGUGCAACGACCAGCUGCUGGACCCGAACAUGGACCUGCGCACGGUCAAGUACUACAUCUGGAAGUCGUCGUCCGACCUGGUGCUCCACUACAGGCCCCUCAAAUGAACGAACAAACAAUUUCAGUGCGCCUCAUCCUACGAAUUGCGAGUGCGAACGCUCCUCCCUCCCGCCCGCCUGCCCGCCGGCGAUAGUAUUAAGCUACGAUGAAGCAUUCAUUCCAGUCAGUUAUGAGUUUCGAGAUUCCAUCAGUAAAUAUUAAUUGAUAAGAAGAAUUAUGAUGCCGAGGACUGUAUUAAAGGUUAUUCACUUUGUGGAACUUUCCAACGUUA
This is a messenger RNA of Cloeon dipterum, 2451 nucleotides long. Its product is annotated as WD repeat-containing protein 48. Bases 197 to 2227 code for a protein of 676 amino acids. The record is from RefSeq and is a predicted model, not a curated record. Lineage: Eukaryota; Metazoa; Arthropoda; Insecta; Ephemeroptera; Baetidae. Gene Ontology annotation, molecular function: ubiquitin binding. Gene Ontology annotation, biological process: double-strand break repair via homologous recombination. The transcript has 9 exons.